This is a messenger RNA of Photinus pyralis (common eastern firefly), 2320 nucleotides long. RefSeq names its product oocyte zinc finger protein XlCOF6 (gene su(Hw)). The transcript is spliced from 9 exons. The record is from RefSeq and is a predicted model, not a curated record. The coding region runs from base 165 to 2198 and encodes 677 amino acids. NCBI's taxonomy places the organism in Eukaryota, Metazoa, Arthropoda, Insecta, Coleoptera, Lampyridae. Gene Ontology annotation, biological process: regulation of transcription by RNA polymerase II. Gene Ontology annotation, molecular function: RNA polymerase II cis-regulatory region sequence-specific DNA binding; DNA-binding transcription factor activity.
UUUUUGUUGCGAGGUUACAAUCACGUGACGAAAGUUGCGCGUGCGUCGACGGUUUUAAUUGCGCCUGAAACUAGUCCAUCCACCAUUUUGUGCAUACGCGUGAUGAAACGGUUGAGAACAUUUUAGGGGCGUUAACAUUUACAACCUUCUGCAUUAGAGAAAACAUGAAUCCAAGCGAGGAAGAGGAUUCUGACGUGGACGAUGUGAAGACUACUAUUUUGAAGAACAUGACUAUAAACGACCACGUUAACAUCUUGUCUCACAGUUUCCAGUUGGUGGGUAAUUCGGAUGGAAAUUUAGAAAUAAAUACUAUCGAAUGUGUGGAACAUACAGAACAGGUAGUACAAGAUGAUGAUUUAGAUGAAAGUCAGAUGAUCGAUGAAGAUGAUGAGUUUUUGGAAGAAGAGUAUUUGGAUGAUAACUCUUUACAAGAGCACUCUUCCAUUGCUUCUAGGGAUUUGCCGAAAGGUGAAGAGAUGACAGACGUUGAAGAAGAAGAUGAAACUCUCAUGGAGAACGAAACGUGUGAAGUGGAUCUUUCGACCCAAGUUGUUGAUACAUAUACAGAUAAAAAAGUUGAUACGGUUAACAUUUGCACACUUUGCGAUCGAACGUUUAAAACCGCCGCGAGUUUAAAACGACACAUAAUAGUUUGUCAUGCCGUUGAAGAGGAACAAGAUGAUCCGCUGGCAUUUCAACUAUGUUUAUGUUGCGGUGAACCUAUAGACUCUGCGCAUACUACUGGCGAUAUCACAUGUGAUAUGUGCGAUAAACUGUUUACUUCGCACCACAGCUUGGAUCGUCAUCGUUGCUUUGAACACACCUCUGGAGAUCUAUGGCCUUGUCCAGAAUGUGAUAAAGUAUUCUCCGAACGAGCGUUGUUAAUAGAACACAUACAAAUUCAUCCGCUGAAUAAAUUAUUUUCCUGCCAACAAUGUAAUCGUGAAUUUACACGCAAGUAUCACUUGGAUCGUCACAUUGGACAAACGGGGUGCGGUGGAACACCACGAAAUAACUUUGAAUGUCAGGUGUGUCAAAAAAGUUUCUCGCGGAAAGAUAAUUUGAGGGAUCAUUUAAGAGCGCAUGCCGGUGAACCCAAAAAGAAGAAAUUGCUUGCCUGCGAAUUUUGUGGUAAAGAAUUUAGAGGUUCUGCUAUGCUGAUUGUCCAUACAAGAACUCAUACAGGUGAGAAACCCUACGGAUGCGAUUUGUGUCCGAAAUGCUUCCCAUCAGGUGGUGCACUGAAAAAACACAGAAGGAUGCAUACAGGAGAAAAACCUUACCAAUGUCCAAAGUGUCCGAAUAAAUUUGCUGCUAAAGAAACUUUAAACAGACAUGUUCGUACUCAUACGGGCGAUAAACCGCAUACCUGCCACUUUUGUGGAAAGGCGUUCAUCCAAGCAACGCAGUUACGUGCGCACGUUUUUCAUCAUACUGGAGAAAAUGCCUUCACUUGUCAGUACUGCAAUAAAGCAUUUAAUCGCAGAACGCGUCUUACGACUCACGUCAAAUUUGUACAUGAAGGGGCCAAACCAAUGGAAUGUGACGAAUGUGAUAAAACUUUCUUUCGAAAGGAAGAUUUGGCACGUCACAAGCUGUUGCAUUCGGGCGUAAAACCGUUCGAAUGCGAAUUAUGUAAAAAACGUUUCUCCAUAAAAUCAUCUUUGAAACUGCACAUGCUAACUCAUAGAAAAGAACAGCCAUGCAGUUGUGAUGAAUGCGGAAGAGCGUUCAUUCGCCAAGAUUGCUUAUUGCGCCACAUGCGUGCCAAACACCGAGACGUUUUGGAGGAUAUAAUGGCGGGCGCGGAGAAAAAACGACUACAACAGCAAUUGUUGAUUGCUGCGUCGGAUGCAUCAAAGUUUGCAGACAAAAAUAUAACUGAAAGUACGGUAUGGAACGAACUUACGUUGACCGACUCAAUAAAAGAACUACUCAACCUACUCGUUGACGAAGACACGUUGGAAUCUUUUGGAUGGCCAAACACACCCGUAGAUAAACUACUCGAUGCCGUAAUAAAACGGUGUGGUCACAAACCAGCAUCGGAGGAAAAUUUUGAUUACAUCGGAAGGAUGCGCGAGAACGCCAAACUGUUAUUUACUGUUGUUAUUGAUGAUGAAGCGGUUAAGUCUCUUUUAAACAAUCAAACUGUUGACGAAGUUAUUUUGCAUGUUUUAAAAUUGGCUAAAUCCGAGUAACAUUGGUUAGUUUGCGUACGCUGGUUGGUUAACAAUAUAUAUAUAUUUAAGUUUUAGUACAUAGAUCGUACACAUUUGGCAUUGGGUAUAAUUUUUAUAUGGAAUUAUAUAUUACGAUUUUA